Messenger RNA from Physeter macrocephalus (sperm whale), 1387 nucleotides. It is a transcript of the gene VPS37B, whose product is annotated as VPS37B subunit of ESCRT-I. The transcript has 4 exons. Gene Ontology annotation, biological process: ubiquitin-dependent protein catabolic process via the multivesicular body sorting pathway; protein targeting to vacuole; protein targeting to membrane. Gene Ontology annotation, cellular component: ESCRT I complex. Bases 64 to 933 code for a protein of 289 amino acids. NCBI's taxonomy places the organism in Eukaryota, Metazoa, Chordata, Mammalia, Artiodactyla, Physeteridae. The record is from RefSeq and is a predicted model, not a curated record.
UCCGCGGGUCCUGGCGGCCAGAGCGGCGGCGGCGGAGGCGGCGUCGGCAGCCGAAACGCGGGGAUGGCGGGUCCCGGGAGCGAAGCCCGGUUCGCCGGGUUGUCGCUGGUGCAGCUCAACGAGCUGCUGGAGGACGAGGGGCAGCUGACGGAGAUGGUGCAGAAGAUGGAGGAGACGCAGAAUGUUCAGCUUAACAAAGAAAUGACGCUGGCCAGCAACCGGAGCCUGGCAGAAGGAAACCUUCUCUACCAGCCCCAGCUGGACUCUCUGAAAGCACGUUUGACCCAAAAAUACCAGGAACUCCAGGUGCUCUUUGAAGCCUAUCAGAUAAAAAAGACCAAAUUAGAUAAACAGUCCAGCAGCGCUUCCUUGGAGACCCUGUUAGCACUUCUGCAGGCGGAAGGGGCCAAGAUCGAGGAGGACACCGAGAACAUGGCAGAGAAGUUUCUCGAUGGAGAGCUUCCCCUGGACUCCUUCAUCGAUGUCUAUCAGAGCAAGCGGAAACUGGCCCACAUGCGAAGGGUUAAAAUUGAGAAGCUCCAGGAGAUGGUGCUGAAGGGGCAGAGACUUCCGCAGGCCCCGCCGCCGGCCCCGCUGCCCCUCAGGGUGCCCGAGCCGGCGGCCGCUGCCCUCCUGCCCUACCCCUCCCCGGAGGCCAGCGGGCCCCCCUCCGCCGUGCCCCGGCGCAUCCCUCCCCCGCCGCCCCCGGUGCCCGCAGGACGCUUAGCCACGCCGUUCGCCGCCGCCCUGGGCUCAGGACAGGGCCCCCCGCACCCAGUGGCGCAGUGCCCACCGCUGCCCCCGCGCGGGGGCCUCCCCGCACAGCAGGGCUUCUCCCUGCAGCAGUUUGUGUUGCCACCCUACCCGCCGGCGCUGCCCCAGAGACCCCCGCCCCGGCUGCCUCCGCACCAGCCAGGCUUCAUCCUCCAGUGAGCGGCCCUCGUCCUCCCCGGGAGACCCCGUCGCCGGCGCCUGCUGGCCGGGUCCACGCACGCAGGUGGAGGCCGUGAGCCCCGGCUGCUCGGCCAGGGGCUCUGGUGCUCGGGCCAGGGCGUCCAUCUGGUUGUAGGGCCGUAGGUCAGUGGUAAGCAGGCGUAGAACACUGGUUGUGGACACCUAGGCGGCUGUGCGCUGGGCCUCAGCCGGGCACCCCCGUGGUCGCGCUGGUUUGUCUUCUCGGUAUGAUUCCUCAGUCUGGUGGUGUUGAAUUCGUGAGUCUGGGGAAAAGCGCCCCCGCCACGCCCCGCUCCCCCGCCUCCGUUCCCACGUAGCAUCGUGGUCCUCCCGUUGCAGCUUUAUUUAAUAAGCAUGGUUCAUCAUUUCUGCUUUAUUUUCGAGACAGUUCUGUGUGUCCCAGCCCACCGCCCACCGCAGCCCCUGGUGGGGG